CCUUGUUUUAUAUAAAUGUUAAAUCGGGAUUCGUAAAACACAUUCACUUGAGACACUAAGAACAAAAUGAGGGCACUUCAAAUUUGUACCAUCAUACUGGCUGCAAUUGGUAGCAUUUCGUGCGGAGAUGCUGUACCCAAAAAAGACAAAAGAGGAAUCAUAGGUCUUGGAUACGGUGCCGGUUUAGGUCAUUUAGGAUCAGGCAGCCUAGCUCUUUCAGGUGGUCACGGUCUAGGAGGAGGAUCUCUAGGUUUAAGCAGUGGUCUCGGCCUAAGCGGCGGAAGCAUUUCCCUCGGAAGUGGUCUCGGCGGUGGAGGAAUUGCCCUGGGAAGCGGUCUCGGCGGUGGAGGAAUUGGGCUGGGAGGUGGUCUCGGUGGUGGAGGUAUUGCCCUGGGAAGUGGCCUCGGUGGUGCGGCGUUAGGAGGAGGCAGUACUCAUACUAUCACGACCGUAAACCGAGCUGUGCCAGUCCCAGUACCCCAACCAUACCCAGUACCAGUUAAUCGUCCAGUGCCCGUACCAGUACCGCAGCCUUAUCCAGUAUCAGUGCCACGCCCAGUACCCGUGCCGGUACCACAACCCUACCCUGUAACCGUCACCCGCCAUGUUCCAGUCGUAGUCUCAAGACCAGUGCCUGUACCCCAACCUUACCCAGUGCCUGUGUCGGUGCCGCAUCCAGUACCAGUUAGAGUACCACAGCCGGUACCAGUUGCGGUACCUGUACCACAACCAGUGGCUGUGUCGUCAGGACCAGCGAUUGGAAUCGGUUCUGGAUUUGGUUCUGGCAUAGGUUCUGGCUUAGGGGCUGGUCUAGGCUAUGGUUUAGGCUCUGGUUUAGGAGUUUCCUCUAUAUCGCUCGGUUCAGGACUAGGUCAUGGUGGAAUAGGCGGUGGCCUUAUUGGAGGUGGCCAUGGAGGAUUUGGAGGUGGCCUCAUUGGAGGUGGCCAUAGUAGCAUAGCACUGAGUAAAGGCUGGUGGAAGGUGGAAAAUAAUAAUAUAAUUCUAAAUAAUUCUAGAACUGUAUCCAGAAACUAUUCAUUUUCAAACAUAAAUAUCGACAAUUAUUAUUACCCUAUGAUCGAAGUACACAUGAUCUUCUUAAUCAGAGAAAGUAUAUCUACAGUUGGACACAAAUUUGAAUACAUAAAUAUUUUAUGGGGAGAAAUGCGUGUGGAUAUAUAUAAAGGGACAAAAAAAAGGCAACCAGUACAUCUUCCCAACACCACAAACAUCUGUGCUACCAUGAGGGCUUUCAAGAUUUUCGCGUUUAUCUUAGCCGCAAGUAUUUCUUGUGGCUUCGCAAAACACGAAAAAAGAGGCUUGCCAGCUCUGGGGUACUCUUCUGGAUUAGGAUUAGGCGGAGGCCACUUUGCACCUACUGGUUAUGGAUAUGGAUACGGAGGAUUUGGUACUUUAGGCGGUGUAUCUUUUGGAGGCAGUGCAGCCUUAGGAGGAGGUGGUGUUCUUCUAGGAGGUGGUGGUAUAGCCCUAGGCGGACCAGUUCUAUCUGGCAGAACCACAUUCUCCACAAUUAACCAACCGGUACCUGUACCUGUACCGCAACCCAUACCAGUAUCUGUUAAUCGUCCAGUUCCCGUGCCAGUUCCGCACCCAGUACCAGUAGAUGUUCCACGUGCAGUUCCUGUAGCGGUACCCAGAGCGUAUCCUGUAGUGAUAAACCGCCCUGUACCCGUGGUAGUACCUCGUCCUGUGACGGUACCUCAGAGAGUGGUUGUACCUGUGCCUCAGCCUGUACCAGUUCGAGUGCCUAUUCCUCAGCCUGUUCCAGUAUCAGUUCCACAGCCUUAUCCUGUAAAUGUACCAACGCCAAUAAGUGUCCCUGUACCAGUAGCUGCAGCAGUUCCUAUAGCUGUUGGUUUUGGUCCAGGAUUUGUGGGUGGAUUAGGAAUAGGCGGUUAUGGAGCAGCGCUUGGGUCUGGAUUGGGAUUCGGUCCCAGCUUGUUACCUUAUGGUAAAUACUGAGGCAGCUCGUGUAGUAUUAAAU
Molecule: messenger RNA, 2005 nt
Organism: Anoplophora glabripennis (Asian longhorned beetle)
Lineage: Eukaryota; Metazoa; Arthropoda; Insecta; Coleoptera; Cerambycidae
Exons: 6
Coding region: 67-1983 (638 amino acids)
Source: RefSeq, a predicted model, not a curated record